AAGAGCUGACAACUUUAAAGAUGAUGGCACUGUGUCUGGUAUUUCCACUGCUCGUAGAGAUGGUUCAUGGAGUAACUCGGACUCAAUCCUCAUCCAUCAGUCAGAAGAAUGGUCUCAUGUCAGCCAACGUUGGAGACACAGUGGUUUUGGUCUGCUUCAACGAAGGCGAUGUGGGAGUAAUGUUCUCCUGGUACAAGCAAACUUUUGAAAAUAUUCCUCAGCUCAUCUCAACCCUCUAUAAGUUGGACAAUAAUGCAGAAUUUUACCAGGAGUUUAAGAAUAACACUCGCUUCUCAGUGGAAGGUGGCCAAGGGAAAAAUAACCUAAUGAUAGCAGAUGUGGAACUCUCUGAUUCAGGCACAUACUACUGUGGAAGUUCUUAUGGAAACAAUUUGGAAUUUGGAAAAGGAGUCAUUCUCAUCAUAAAAGGAUCAGAUUCCAGAAAUAUGACUAUACUUCAGCAGCCUGUGUCUGAGUCAGUCCAGCCAGGAGACUCUGUGACUCUGAACUGUACAAUACACACUGAGACCUGUGCAGGAGAACACAGUGUCUAUUGGUUCAGACAUGGUUCAGGAGAAUCCCAUCCAGGAAUCCUUUACACCAAUGGAGACAGGAGUGAUCAGUGUGAGAAGAGCCUUGAGGCUGGGUCUCCUACACAGAGCUGUGUCUACAACCUCCCCAAGAGGAACCUCAGCCUCUCUGAUGCUGGGAUUUACUACUGUGCUAUGGCGUCAUGUGGGGAGAUACUGUUUGGGAACGGGACCAAGCUGGAUGUUGUCCAUGGUUGUAAGGAGGACCAUGUUCUCUUGGUGUACUGUCUGGGUGUAGCGUUGGGUCUGUGUGUCAUCCUCGUCAUUGUCCUUGGUUGGGUUAUGUAUAAGAUCAGCAGGAGAGAAUGUGAACAGUGCAGAGGUACGCCCCCUCAGCCAAGUACUCCGGAGGUCCCCAGUCAUAACCAGGAUCAAGAUGUUGACACACUCCAUUAUGCCGCUCUGAAUGUCGUCCACAAGAAAGUAAACACCGGGAGACAGAGGAGCGCCAUGGAGAGAGACACUUUGUACUCUGGGGUGAGAAGCCAUAACAUGGACUGAAAAAUAGACUUUUUAUUUUUAAUAACUUGCAUUGAUGUUAUGUGUUUCCCACUGUAUAUAGCUUUAUAUAUCAGUGAAGUUUUAAUUUUCAUUUCAUUGUCUUACAAGAAAACAUGGACUGAAACGUCAGCUUUGCCUAUUUAUUCACUUAAAUUGCUUUAAUGUGUUUCCCACUGUAUAUAGCUUUAUAUAUUAGUGAAGUGUCUUACAAUGCCUUGUAUUCUGUCAAAUUCCUUUUUACAUUGGUAAUGUUGUGCAGAUUAAAUAAAAUAUUAAACUGCUGUCAUACAGA
This is a messenger RNA of Salmo salar (Atlantic salmon), 1383 nucleotides long. Lineage: Eukaryota; Metazoa; Chordata; Actinopteri; Salmoniformes; Salmonidae. The record is from RefSeq and is a predicted model, not a curated record.